Molecule: messenger RNA, 1371 nt
Organism: Eriocheir sinensis (Chinese mitten crab)
Lineage: Eukaryota; Metazoa; Arthropoda; Malacostraca; Decapoda; Varunidae
Exons: 5
Coding region: 134-640 (168 amino acids)
Source: RefSeq, a predicted model, not a curated record
ACCACCACCUUCAGAGAGCCCGUGGAUGCCGAAGGAGGUGGACGUUUGAGGUGGAACGCCACUACUCUGCACCUUGACUUAACCUGCCCUACUUUUUGACCCCCCUGUGAUCUGACCUGACCUGACCUCUGAAAUGGGCCGAGGCGAUGGAAAAGGUGGAGGAGCAACUUGCUGUGUUAUGACCUUCGUGGGGUUCUUCGUCCUCGUCACCGUUGGCCUCGCCGUCACCUGGAUCAGCAUCGGCUUCGUCUACCUCCACGCUUGCCCGCUGGAGCCCUUCAUCCCCGUGUUUCUAAUUGUUCACGGGUUUACAUGGCUCAUUGGGUUUGCCAUGGAAUUAAUGAUCUACUACAAGUACAUAUGCUCCGACCAACGCUCCCUCCGCCUGACGGUGAUCCGCGCACACUUAUAUCUUUUCCACUUCGCCUGGGAGAUUGCAGGCAGUGUGUGUGUGUUCCGCGCGGCCAGCGAGCAACGCCAAGCCACUGAGGGGACGGAGACCUGUGACCCAGUCGUCUACAACACCGCCCUCGUCCACGUCAUCUUCAUGUACGUCGUCUUGGGCCUCUCCAUCCUGAUCAAGAUGUGUUGCUGUUUCUGCUGCGAUUCGGAUUCAGAUAUUCAUGAUGUUUUUCAAUAAAUAUAAAAAAAAAGAAUAGAAACAUGAAAUAAUUAAGAUACAAUGAUAAAAGAAAGCCUUAUAAGGUUGGUACAGGUAGUGCUGACGGCCAGGUCAAGUAUAGAGGGGUAUCGUCACAUUCAUAGAACGUGAAGAACCAAAUUUUGAAAUGAGCUUUUUUGUUAAGACCUCUCGGAUGUUUUUUUUAUGUUAUAAACUACUACAAUAAAAUAAAAUAAGAUGUGGAUUUUUUGUUAUAUACCCUAUGAAGCAAUUGUCGGUGAAUAAAAAAUAUAAAUAGAAAUGUUCACGGCAUCUCAUCCUGGACGAUGAUUGGCUGGCGUCUCGAUAAGCUCCGCCCCUUCCUCGAGCCUAAUUAAGCCCCGCCCCAUCCUCGUUGUCUGCCCAAACCGACGACUUCACACACCUCACUCCCACCCUGUUUCCUGACCCCAACAUUCAUUUUUACGAGAAACUGAGACCACCAUCAUCUUCCUGAGAAAAUUCUGCAUCACGCUAUCAUAAAAUUGCAACAAUAAUGUAAAAUUACACAUACGAAAAUCAGAGUUAAGUGAACUAUGGAGUACACAUUUUCUUGCACUUAUUUCCCUUCAGAUCCUUAGAACUUAGCCGGUUUUCGUCGCACUAUUUUUUUAAGCACAGAUCCUGAACCUGCAUGCUUUUCUGCUUCUGAUGAUAUGUGGUGCGUCCCGAGGUAAGAAUAUGCAUAGGCUCAAAAUCGCCUCUGAACA